AUGUACCCAUCAUUAUUAAUAGAUAAACAAUUAAAUUCAACAUUUACAAUAAGAUUACUUAAUACAGGUGAAGAUAUAUCAGAAGAUCUAUGUCGUAUACUACAUACAUUUACAGUAAUUCUUUUAUUAAUUAGUCGUUAUGUUAGUAAAUUAAAUUUACUUGAUUAUUUUUAUUCAGUAUUUUUUGGAAAAAAUUCUAUCGUUUCGUUUUUUUAA
This is a messenger RNA of Adineta steineri, 216 nucleotides long. Lineage: Eukaryota; Metazoa; Rotifera; Eurotatoria; Adinetida; Adinetidae. The record is from the annotation of a GenBank genome assembly.